This is a messenger RNA of Pipistrellus nathusii (Nathusius's pipistrelle), 384 nucleotides long. The record is from the annotation of a GenBank genome assembly. Lineage: Eukaryota; Metazoa; Chordata; Mammalia; Chiroptera; Vespertilionidae.
AUGUCAGACAACGAGGACAAUUUUGAUGGCGAUGACUUUGAUGAUGUGGAGGAGGAUGAAGGACUAGAUGACUUGGAGAAUGCUGAGGAGGAGGGCCAGGAGAAUGUGGAGAUCCUCCCCUCUGGAGAGCGACCGCAGGCCAACCAGAAGCGGAUCACCACACCAUACAUGACCAAGUAUGAGCGAGCCCGCGUGCUGGGCACCCGAGCCCUCCAGAUCGCGAUGUGUGCCCCCGUGAUGGUGGAGCUGGAGGGGGAGACGGAUCCCUUGCUUAUCGCCAUGAAAGAGCUCAAGGCCCGGAAGAUCCCCAUCAUCAUCCGGCGCUACCUGCCUGACGGCAGCUAUGAAGACUGGGGGGUAGACGAGCUCAUCAUCACGGACUGA